GCCCUUUGUUUUUCGCUCUGUCUUUUGAUAAACUGGGAGUCUGAGGCUGCUCUCGCUGUCCCUAAGCACGCUACACGUUCCCUGGGAGAGCCUGCGUAUUCAUGCUGGCCCUCUGCAUCUUUCGCAUGUGCGGACGCGGCUUGGUCGACCAGGGAGGAACUCGGCGUUUUUCAUAUCUGAAACUGCGAAAGUCGGGGACGUUCGCUCUAGAACUACUCUUCUUUUCCCUUUUUUCUUAGUGCUUCUCGCACGACGAGGAUCGGCUCUGUUCAGCGCGUUUCCUCCCUUCUCUGUUGUUUCUACACCAUCGCUGGGCUUCUGCCGAAGCAGCACACCGCGACGCUGACGGAGUAGCCACCAGGAGAACUUGGGAACUGGAUGUUUCUUUCCUCUAAAAAAGCAGUCAUUUUUGAUAGAAAAGACUCGAGGCGAUUCAGAUGGCCAAAUAACCAAAGCGAACCCGGUUUCGUGAUCAUCUUCUGCACACACACGCACACACAAACGCGAACGUCGUCCAUUCCCGUGGGCUUCCGCGCCCUCCGGUUGCCGGACCGUCCUCUCCUAUGUGAAGCCGGCCGCACGUGAUGUCGUGAAUCGCGAGCUUUUCUGCCGGUUGUUCAGGUGCAACAUGCAUGCUCUCCCCUCUUCGUCUCAUUCGCCGGUUGUCUAGCUUUUUCACUUCCGGUGCUUCCGUCCUCACCCCGCUUCCGUCGACCCCUGCCUGUUGUCACCAAGUCGCAGUUCGCAGGAAGCCCAGCCCUGCGUUCUCCCGUGACUUCUUCUAUCUCCACGUCUUGAAAACGGUCGAUGUGCAGCAACUGCAGGACCUUGGGAUAUGGAAAUCCACCCCUUUUAUUACCUGCUUUGUACCAGUCUUUAGCUGUCCAUUUGGAAGGACACGAGUCCUGUAAAGAACCUGGGCGCUAAACAGUUUUCUUUCGCCUCUUCAUCACUCAGGGCAAGAUGUUUUCUGCACUCUCGAAUGUGAAGGCUAGGGCUGCGCUCUCGCGUUCUUCCGCGGCUGCGGCUGAGGGCGCGAAGUCGGCGCCGCCGCCUCUCAGCUCGAGCUCCGCUGCGGAUUUGUUGAGCCUGUCCUCCACUCUCUCCGGCUCGCUCCAGGCAAGGAAAGAGUGCAGUUCUCCCCCCGUUCCUCACAGCGGAGUAGAGGCGAUUUUUCUCUUCAGUCCGACGCUGGAGCCUCCGCGAAAGGCCGCUCCUGCACCAGGCUGCAGAGCGACACCCCCGAGCUCCCAGAGCGUUUCUCGCAGACACACGGAAGAAGACGGCGGCGAGGACGAGGACUCCGACGACGAGUUUUCAUUUGCACAGGGAGAAGUUGAAGCCCGACACGAAAGCGAAGAAGAGGAGGAACUGGGCGCCGAAGAACGAGCUCAGGAAGCGAAAAUCGUCUUCUACUUUCCUGCAUCGCGUCCCGCAGAGGAGAAACGCAGUCACGUCGGCCUCAUCGAGGGACUCACGAUCUUCACACAGCAAUUCAGUGGAGACGCCGGCCCUCUUCGUUCAAUCUACACAGAUGCUCACGUCGUCGUCACCAAAGAAGUGGAGCCUGACUACUGGCUGACACUUGUCUUCAACGCAUGCGAACUUGGAGGACCCGCCUCCACCAGCGAAGGAGUGAAGGGAGGCGUCGACGCGAAGGCGAACAGACUCGCUGACUUUGGCGGUCUCGACGAAGACAACCAAGAAAUCAUUCUUAUGGGCAUUCUAGACAAGUUCUACCAGUACUUUCGGCUGCUUCACGGGAGAUUCGCUCUGUUUGUCGAGCGCGGGAACCGACAGCAUUUGAGUGACCUCGUGGAGGACUACUGCCCCGCGUUUCUGGACACCAUUGAUCCUCAGAACCUCUCGCUCUUCCACAGGGUGGACGGCUUCCACUUCGGCCCGCUAGACCGACUCCCGUACCUCCAUCUUCCUUCCUUUGUCUCCGUUCUGCAAAACAAGUUCCCGUGCAUUCUUCACGCUGCCCUGCUGUUGAAUGGAUGUCUUCUCUUCAGCAACGUCUCCUCGGGUCCUAACGACUUCGCGCCGUCGAGUUCCGCCCUCUCGGGUCGAGACGCCGGUUCUCCUCGACACGGAAACAGUUUCACUCCCCCUAAAGGAACAGUGGAAGGCUCUCCUCCAGCGGACGCUGCUGCUUCCUCUGCCGAAUCCGCGAGGCGCGUUUCCAAGGUCCGUGCAGGUGUGCAUGCAGAGGCAUCGGAGAACAGCGAGGCUCUUCAGGAGUCUCUCGACAGUUCGGAGGCCCCGCAUGCCGAGAGGGAGAGGAACGAGAAGGCGACACUGGAGAGGGGAAGGCAGUGGCAAAGAAAGGACGACUUCAGCGACGGCUACGAUGUAAUGCGAGUGCUCUACAGCUACUUAGUUCAUGCCCAAGGCUGCGCCGCCGUCGACCCGGGCAAGCUGCGGAAACCUCCGUACGCAAGAGUGAACACUGCAGCCGCGAGGCCGGGGGGCGGCUGCUCCUCUUUUGGACGCGCUAUCCGCGAAGUGGGAAGCUCAGAUUCGUUUGAAGACACUCCGUCGGAUGCGUUUCUCUUCGGGCCUACAGGAGCGUCAGUCUUCCUCCCGGUCAUCCACUUGCCAGACGACAGCACAGGAAGCCUCGUGGUGAUAAAUCAUAAACAACUGCAGCUUGUUCUCGUCCUCAGCGAUGCAGCUCAUCAACUCGUCAAUGACGCUUCGUUUUUGCAGCAUGUGCGUUCGUUCGCGCUGGAGGCCGGUUUGGGAGAGCUUCAGCAAGCGUUUAGUGUCGCGUUUGACGACAUCAUGAAGCAAGAAGACGCCUAUCGCUUCAUCUAUUUCAACCACGUUAACCGCGCCGUCCGCAUCUCGAACAAACGGUGCCCGCCUAAUGCGCCGUCUCCACCGUCGUUUCCCGGUUGCGCUCUUUCAAAGCUCGAAGUUCGUCGGAUGGGCCAGUUACACAGGCACUUGCGUGCAGCAGUUGGGGAGGAAGAAGACUUCCACUUCGGUUUCCCCGAGGCCUGCUCGGAGGAAUCUUUGCUCGUGUGCGGAAGGUCCUCGAGAGUGGACAGCCACGCUGAAGGCUGCAGAUGCGGGGAAAGUCGGAAGUCGUCGGAAGGUAGGGAGGAAGUGCAGUCAAAGAAGGACGGACUCCCUCCCGGGGAAGAGGCCGAGGGCUUCGCGGACGAAAAGGCGUUGCACGCAGAGGAACGAAGCGCGAGUUCGAGCGAGGAAGCGCGUUUACAUCGGGCAGGCUCCGACGGAAGGGGAUUGGGCGGAGACGUGUACCGAAGAUCGAAGCCAGAAAAGACGCAGGUGAAGCCUGUGCCUGUGAAACUCAUUGCUGUGAAAGAUGCUCUCUCCGGCUGGCUCAUCGGAAGCGCCUCGAUGGACAGAGAGUUCUACGUCGCUCUCGACGAUCCACGGACGACGCUGUCACGAGCCGUGGAAGACGCCAGCAGAUUCGGAUACAUGCACUUUGCAAACAUCUUUGUCUGAGCCCCGGAGCUCGUCUUUCUUGUAAAACUGCAGCGGAGCGCAUGCUGCAAUCCGGGCGAAAACACACACACACACACACGUACCUCCGUGUAAAAUUGACUGGUGCCAUUUGUACGAAAAACAGGGGUUUGCGGUCAGGAACUUUGCCGCGACAGGUCUCCUCACAUGCGAGGUUUCUGUGCGUUUCGAAAAAGAAUCGUCGCUGAUGAACUUGCGAUCUUUUAGCGAAACUGCGACGUGCCACCUUAUGGUGUGCCGAUUCAAUGGAACUUUGUUAAGAAAUGGUUGACAGCGC
This is a messenger RNA of Toxoplasma gondii ME49, 3778 nucleotides long. RefSeq lists its product as hypothetical. The transcript has 10 exons. Gene Ontology annotation, cellular component: intracellular membrane-bounded organelle; Mon1-Ccz1 complex. Bases 964 to 3483 code for a protein of 839 amino acids. Gene Ontology annotation, biological process: vesicle-mediated transport. The record is from RefSeq and is a predicted model, not a curated record. Lineage: Eukaryota; Apicomplexa; Conoidasida; Eucoccidiorida; Sarcocystidae.